AUGCAAAACUUGUUCAUAGAGCGAUACUGGUUGUUCCUGAGUCUAUUGAGCUUAGCAUGUGCGAGACCUCAGUAUAUAGCGCCCUUGAAAGGUGUUCAAACAGGACCUUACCAUAUAUACAAUUGCGGCACCCGCACUCCAUCAGUCUCCGUUCUUAUCAACACCCUUAUUGACACACUCCAACCGGUCCUCGACGAUGUUUCCCGACCUUUUUCCAGCCCCGCGUAUACCACUUUCUUCAAGAAUAUUGCUUUCGCUCCGAUUGUGUACGACCUCCUCUCAAACAUCACGACAGGCGCGCCCACCUCUCCCGGACCCCACGCUCUAAAAGAUGCCCCCCCUGAACUCUUUGGAGCACCAAUCACCCCCCAAUUUGUAUGUGUCACAGCUUACGAACAACUUACCUGGUCGUUAGAACCUGGGGGGCAGGGAGGGAGACAGUUGGACGCAUAUACAGCUUGUCACCAAAGCCCAGUACAUGCAUUCGCUAUCGUUGGCACAAGGUUUCUCAAAAAUUACAUUGUACUGUGUCCCGCUUUCUGGACGUACGCCGCCAUUCCCUCGUCGUCAAAGUCUACUUGCUUACCUGUGGACCCGCAUUUCAAUCGCUUCAGAGAGGGUGGCGGGCGCCUAGUCCAAUUCCAGCUCUGGGUAAUAUUGCAUGAGCUAGCGCAUGCUUACAUCUAUGCCAGGAGCGGGCUUGUAACAGAUGUUUCGACUGCUAACAACUGCAUGUGGUUGGCUGCCAGCAGUGCUGUGAACAACGCGCAGAACUUUGUGUUUUAUGCUGCCAACAUUCGGUUAGGAUGCACAGAUUUUCCACGGGUGGCUAGGCCGUCGUUCGGUAGUGUUGAAUUAAUGGAGAUCGAUGCAAACACGACAUUGAGUGGUGGUUCGGAAUCCCAAAAUGUGUCUAUGUACGGAGGCCAGUCCAUUGGUAAUAACUUGACACGGACUAAUAUGGAUCUACCGAAUAUCGUCACCUAG
Messenger RNA from Letharia columbiana, 987 nucleotides. RefSeq lists its product as uncharacterized. The record is from RefSeq and is a predicted model, not a curated record. Lineage: Eukaryota; Fungi; Ascomycota; Lecanoromycetes; Lecanorales; Parmeliaceae. Gene Ontology annotation, molecular function: metallopeptidase activity. Bases 1 to 987 code for a protein of 328 amino acids. The transcript is spliced from 3 exons.